AUGCCAACUUUUUCAUUUCUCUAUUCUCCUUUCACCGUCACCCGUUUCUUUAUGGAUACUGAAAAGAAGAAAUUUUAUUUACAAGUCGAGCCGUCGGAUAAGAUCCACUUUACAAAAGAACCUGAAAGUGGCCAAAUCAAAGCCACACUUACAAUAAUGAACAAGAGCGACACUCGACAGGCGUAUAAGGUCAAAUGCACGCGUAACGACUUAUUCAAGAUUCGACCAUCUGUUGGGCUUCUCGACUAUAAACAGAAUGCUAUCAUCGAAAUUGUUUGCUUAUUGAAAGACGGUGAGGAAAUGGAACCCGAUAGGCAUCACUUUGGCAUUUAUCAUAUCCCAGCACCAGAAGGUUGUACAUGUGAAGGAGCUUGGCAGGAACAUUAUGGGCCACCACAAGGGGAACUCAGGGUAAAGGUAGUUUUCGAUCCA
This is a messenger RNA of Mesorhabditis belari, 432 nucleotides long. Lineage: Eukaryota; Metazoa; Nematoda; Chromadorea; Rhabditida; Rhabditidae. The record is from the annotation of a GenBank genome assembly.